GACGAAGUGGAAUUUGUGUAAAUAAUAAUAUAUUAAAAUGUGAAUGUGUAAUAUGUAAUGCUGUAAGUCUCGCAAAACGCACAAAACCACGAAGCAGCAAACGUUUCCUUUGUGAAUUAAACUACGUUCAACCAUUGGCCGUCGCACUUUUAACCUGUCGCGCCGCCUCCACCGCUUGCUGCCACAAAAGCAAAUCUUGCGCUUUUGAGAUAGCGGCUUUGUUGAAGCGGAGACAGGUGGCACAGAGCAUAUUCAGGACAUGCAAAGAGCAUUUCACAUUGCGGUGUGGCCUACGUUAUCUCUUCAAGAUGUCAUUGGCCGUCUCGUUACGCCGUGCGUUGCUGGUGCUACUCUCAGGAGCCAUAUUCAUACUGACAGUCUUGUAUUGGAAUCAGGGCGUGAUCAAGACACAAGCCUACAGCGAAGCACAGCCGCGGCUACACGUUCAAAGGGAUCGCAAUAUUGAUCCCAUACCGUUGGAAAAGUCAUGGACCUAUAAAUGCGACCAUGAUAGAUGUGUACGCGUUAAUUAUCACAAGAACGAAGACAACGCUAAGCGUGUCUCCUUCAUCAGCUGCUCAAUGACUUGUGGAGAUAUCAAUAUUUGGCCACAUCCCACUUCCAAGUCUCUGAUCAGUGCUCACACACUGCGCUUCUCCGUGGAGGAUGUACAUCUGCGCUUAGAUUCACCGCAUCGCGACGUGCGCAAACAGCUUAAAUUAGCUUUUGAUUGGUUUAUUAAGGAAUUGCGACAAAUACAGCGAUUGGAUUAUGCAUCGCAUACAGAUGAGAUAUCAAUGGCAGCAGCAUCAGUCAGCGAGCCCUCGUUCAGGUUGGGGCUACACAAGACAGACACAGACGUGGCAGAAUCCCCACUGGCUGGAUCGCUCUUUAGCGCCACUUUUGGAUCACAUCGCGCUGGCGAUUUGGAUAGUCUGCAGGUGAAGCUAUCAGUGCAUGGGUCAGAUCAGCUAAACUUUAAUCUGGACAAUGACGAAAGUUAUAAAUUAAGCACAACUUAUGAGCAUCGGCGUAUAUUGGUGCACAUUACAGCGCAAACAUUUUUUGGUGCACGUCACGGACUGUCUACGCUACAGCAACUCAUUUGGUAUGACGAUGAGGAGCGUCUGCUACGCACCUAUGUUAGCUCGCUGAUCAACGAUGAGCCUAAGUUUCGAUAUCGCGGCCUAAUGCUGGAUACAUCUCGGCAUUUCUUCUCCGUGGAUGCCAUUAAACGCACUAUUUCGGCGAUGGGCCUGGCCAAGUUAAAUCGCUUUCACUGGCAUAUAACAGAUGCGCAAAGUUUCCCGUAUAUUUCACGAAACUAUCCUGAACUGGCAGAGCACGGUGCCUACUCUGAGAGCGAAACAUACAGUGAACAGGAUGUGCGCGAGGUCACCGAGUUCGCCAAGAUUUUUGGCGUACAAGUACUUUUGGAAGUCGAUGCGCCUGCGCAUGCAGGAAAUGGCUGGGACUGGGGACCUAAGCGUGGCCUUGGCGAACUGUCGCUGUGCAUCAAUCAGCAGCCUUGGAGUUUUUACUGUGGCGAACCGCCUUGCGGUCAGCUGAAUCCGAAGAAUAACCACACCUACCUCAUACUGCAGCGCCUGUACGAAGAGUUUCUGAAGCUGACAGGACCCACGGAUAUAUUUCACCUAGGCGGUGAUGAAGUGAAUCUCGAUUGCUGGGCGCAGUACUUCAAUGACACGGAUCUUCGCGGCCUGUGGUGCGACUUCAUGCUACAAUCUAAUGCAAGACUGAAGCUGGCCAAUGGCAAUGAAGCGCUCAGGCACGUUGUUGUCUGGUCCAGUGCGCUGACAAACACCAAGUGUCUUCCAAACAGUCAAUUUGUGGUGCAGGUCUGGGGUGGGAGUACCUGGCAGGAAAACUACGACCUCCUGGACAAUGGCUACAAUGUUAUAUUUUCGCAUGUGGAUGCUUGGUAUUUGGAUUGUGGAUUUGGCAGCUGGCGUGCAACAGGUGAUGCCGCCUGUUCACCUUACCGCACUUGGCAGAAUGUGUACAAGCAUCGUCCUUGGGAGCGUAUGCGACUGGAUAAUAAGCGGCGAAAACAGGUGCUGGGAGGUGAGGCCUGCUUAUGGACAGAACAAGUGGACGAAAAUCAAUUGGACAAUCGAUUGUGGCCUCGCGCGGCAGCGCUGGCCGAACGCCUGUGGUCAGAUCCAAAUGAUGAUCAUGACUUUGACAUUGUACCACCAGAAGUAUUUCGACGAAUCUCAUUGUUUAGAAAUCGCCUGGUAGAGUUGGGCAUCAAAGCCGAGGCGCUGUUUCCCAAGUACUGUGUACAGAAUCCCGGCGAGUGCAUUUGAUAUUAUCUAUAAGACAAGAGGCGCAACUCCCGCCCCCACUCUGUGCGUUAAUUAGUUAAUAGUGUAAUUGUUAUUUUUUAUUAUCACAAUACAUAUUAAGCGUUAAGCGUCCACUAAACCAAUGCAAAAGAAAGCGAAAUAAGCUAACGAGGCGACUUUUUCAAAGACAUUUUGCGACCAAGUGGUUUCCGGCAGAUCAGCCAUGCGUAAUCACGAAUUUCAUUUUUUAAUUUUAAUUUAAUUUUUAUUUAAUUAUCUCAAACAUACGCACACACAUAAAACACAUACGUAAAUACCCAAACAAUAACAUAACUAGCAUUUAGGCGAUUGAGGAUGUAUUUAGUAAGAGUGACAGUGAUAGUUUUAGGUAAUAUAGGAAAUUUAUAGAUUUCAUAUACUCACAUGCACACAACAGGUAAAUACUUUGUAAGGCAUACUUAGUUUAGAGAAUUAAGGACAAGAUAAACAUGAGCAUAUAGGAUGUACUUUUGAUAAUUUUAAAGCUUUAUUCAAACAAAAACAAGAUAUUGUUUAGUAUACAUACAAGAAUAGAUUGUAUGACAGCAAAUUGUUUUGUGUUUCGUUUUGUAUUAGGAUUAUUUUAAAUUACAUUAUCAGUGAUACAAACAAUGUGACCUUAUAAAAAAAUAAAUAAAUAGGAAGCAAACAAAAAACAAAUGAAAAUUUAAAAAAUACAAAAAACUAGGGUUAAUAUACAUAUAUGUAAUCGUAACAACAAAUUUUGCACACAUUGGCACGUAAUUGACAAAAACUAGAAAACUUAUAGCUAAUUUUUUAAUAAUAAUUAUAGUAAAGCUGUCCACUGUGCAACUAAUGAACAACUCGAUCACAAUAUUCGGUACACCUUACACGACUCUAUGUGAAAUAUUUGUAAUGCCUGUUUUUAAAGCUGCACUGUGAACAAGUCUAAUCUUAAUUGACCCAAAAAAUUAUGUUUAAUAUUAUUUUGUACUUAAGAGAGAUUUUGCAACUAAAUAACAAAAAUACG
Messenger RNA from Drosophila novamexicana, 3339 nucleotides. Its product is annotated as probable beta-hexosaminidase fdl. The transcript is spliced from 6 exons. Gene Ontology annotation, biological process: glycosaminoglycan metabolic process; carbohydrate metabolic process; ganglioside catabolic process. NCBI's taxonomy places the organism in Eukaryota, Metazoa, Arthropoda, Insecta, Diptera, Drosophilidae. Bases 309 to 2330 code for a protein of 673 amino acids. Gene Ontology annotation, molecular function: beta-N-acetylhexosaminidase activity. Gene Ontology annotation, cellular component: membrane. The record is from RefSeq and is a predicted model, not a curated record.